UUUACUGUUUGCACUCUUUAGAAUUGGUGGAGGGCAGAUACGUAGCCAAACCCAAACCACUUUUGUUCGUAAGUGGUGCAAUGCUCCCUAAAAUUAUGAUCUUAUUCUUCCUCCGAUAGUUAUUACUAUACCAGCAUUUAAGGCCAAUUUUCUUACAGACCGAACCAAGGAAAAGCCCCGACGGAGUCGAGUGAAGGCCCAAAACCAAACCCAUUCCUUUCUACCACGUCCGUGUUACCCUAACACUGACACAAAGUCAAGAGUAUAGGAAUGCUGCUGCUGCGUCCUCUAAAGACAAAAGAAAUAAAAAACCAAAUCAAGUCACCAUCUUAACCUCUACUAAAUCGAAGGAUUGGAUUUUGGAAUUAGGGUUCUCUCGUCUCUUCAGUGAAAAAAGAAAAACCCCUUUUGCAGUUUUAAGUUUUGGAACAAACAUCAAAUGGAACAGCCAACCCUCCCCAAUGCUAACCCAUCAUCAAAAGAAAAGAACAAAGUUGCAAAGAAAAAGGGUCCAACCCCACAGGAACUCAUAUCCCACUACCAGUCGAAAGGACUAGACUCACAAGAAGCCUCUGUCAAGGUGAUUGAAGAUCUCCAGAACCUCCUGUUUAGGGUUGUCUCCGCUAACAACAAGAACAAGAAGGACAAGCUGACCGCCGAGACCUUAAGAAAAGUAGAUGUGGUCCAAAACAGAGUGGGUAUUCUUGAUAUGAAGAUCGACUCAAAGCCUGGCUAUUUUGAAACUUUUGCUAUUGGGGUUGCUUCUGGUGCUGCUUUCAGAGGCUUUGAAACUGUGUGGCCUCAUGUUCUUGGCGGUGUUUCUCAGAUUUGGACUGCUGUUACUACUGCUACUAAACCUCCUCCAUCUUCUUGAUUGAACUUUCACUGUAUUUUGCAUAUAGAGAAUUCUUGAUUGUUGAAUUUUUCUUUAUGCUUCCAUGAGCGCUGUUCAGUCACAUUUAGUUUUCGUUUUUUUUUUUUGUCUUAUUUCCAAGCUUUUUAUGAGCUCAGUGGGGAACAAAAGUUACAUUUCGUUUUCCUUAUUAAUGGAUGCUCCAAUUCUUCUUUUUCUGUGA
Molecule: messenger RNA, 1076 nt
Organism: Ricinus communis (castor bean)
Lineage: Eukaryota; Viridiplantae; Streptophyta; Magnoliopsida; Malpighiales; Euphorbiaceae
Exons: 1
Coding region: 440-874 (144 amino acids)
Source: RefSeq, a predicted model, not a curated record